CCGAUCAGACGGUAGACACGCGGCCGCAGCAGCAGCCCGCGGGCGGAGAGUUCCUCCCACAGGCCAGAGCCAGAGGAGGGGAGGCCUUCCUUCCCCUUCCCCCAUCUUCUCCUUUACCUUAUCGGCGUCAUCGCCAUCACCCGUCAUAACUCGCGGCCGCACGCGUCGUACCAAAAGGAGGGAGGAAAAAGGGAUCUCCACUCCACUCCGCCUCCCCCUCCGCCCCGCACGGUUCCAAUCUGGUUCUCGGCCCAGCAAUCGAGGAUGGGGAAGAACCAGGCGUACAAGGCGAUGCAGCGGGCGCGGCUGGGCUCGUCCUCCGGCGCCCCCGGCGAAGGGGAGGAAGACGGCAUGACGGACGGUUCAUUUCAUUCUCCAGAGUGGCACGCGGCGCGCUUGGCCAGCCUCAACAAGACCCACACCCUCACGUGGGAGGAGUUCAAGAAGAAGCAGAAGGACGAGGAGCUAAAGAGAGGUGAGGUGGAGGCUGACAAAGAUAAAAUGAUGAGAGAGUAUAGAGCUCAACUGGAUGCUGAAAGGGCCCAAAAGCUUGGUCGUGGAAGAGACGUUGUAAAGUCAAAAUCAUCAUCUUCCAAGAAAGAAAAGAAGGAAAAGGACGCAAAGAAACGGAUUAAAAAGAGGAGGAAGCACAGAAGUUCGUCAGAAAGUUCCAGCUCAUCAGAAUCAUCAAGUAGUGAUGAUGAGGACAGGGGUUCAAGAAAAUCCCGAUCCCGAUCAAGAUCAAAGCGAAGUAAGAAAGAUAAGAAGCACAGGUCCCGAUCCAAGCAUGCGGGAAGUGACAGCGAGGAGGAAGGCCCUGUUCGCCUCUCGAAAUUCUUUGGGAAUGCAAAGAAUUAGAUGCUAUAUCGAUACGCCCAAUACCAAUUUGCUUGCACCUGAGGUCAUAUCAUUUUGAAUCGUCAAUUGGUGGGUGUUGAUUGUAUUCUAUUGAGACGACUCUCAGAAGGUUGUGGGAACCAGUUUCCAUGUUGUUUCUCAACAGAAUGUUCGGUAACUGGAGGUUUAGGUGUUGAACCAUUAUAUGGUAUCCUGCAACUUGUAAGAAAUAUCAAAUCAUUGUUACAUUGUUGUACUUGAUGGAUAGUGACAGUAUUUAUAUUCGAUUUGAACUGCUUUAA
Triticum aestivum (bread wheat) is the source of this 1139-nucleotide messenger RNA. RefSeq names its product corepressor interacting with RBPJ 1. Lineage: Eukaryota; Viridiplantae; Streptophyta; Magnoliopsida; Poales; Poaceae. The transcript is spliced from 5 exons. The record is from RefSeq and is a predicted model, not a curated record. Bases 265 to 858 code for a protein of 197 amino acids.